Messenger RNA from Dichomitus squalens LYAD-421 SS1, 2804 nucleotides. Its product is annotated as 6-phosphofructokinase. Lineage: Eukaryota; Fungi; Basidiomycota; Agaricomycetes; Polyporales; Polyporaceae. Gene Ontology annotation, cellular component: mitochondrion; cytoplasm; 6-phosphofructokinase complex. The transcript is spliced from 11 exons. Gene Ontology annotation, molecular function: identical protein binding; AMP binding; ATP binding. Gene Ontology annotation, biological process: fructose 1,6-bisphosphate metabolic process; fructose 6-phosphate metabolic process; canonical glycolysis. Bases 227 to 2716 code for a protein of 829 amino acids. The record is from RefSeq and is a predicted model, not a curated record.
CCGCAAUCAACGCCCUCAGAUUGGCUUUGGUCAGAUACAGCGAACACUCGCCUACCGCCGUCCCGAACCGUGCCAUUCUCGCCUGGGCUCCUCUUCGCCUCGCACGUUUGCCUGCUAUCUUACGAUCUAGGCUGCUCCCCGGUACAGUCCUCAAAAGUUCAUCUCCUGGUCUGCGCUGGCCCGAGGUAACCCGCUACUCCUACUGUGACCUAAGCGCUACUCUACGAUGGCGAAUGCGAUAGCGAAGAACAAGAUGAAGCUCGCGGUGCUCACGUCUGGCGGAGACAGCGCGGGUAUGAACGCUGUGGUGCGCGCGGUGGUCAAGGCUGCCAUUAUCAAGGGAUGCGAGACCUGGAUCGUCCGGGAGGGCUACGAGGGCCUCGUACGCGGGAAUGGCGACAGUGGCGAUCAUCGUCGCCAGAGUCUGGCCGAAAAGACACUCACGAGCCCGCGAGAGCUCAAGACCCCGGAGGCACCUGAGGAGGGUUUCGUGCACAAUCUGCGCUACGGCGAUGGAGAGUUAUUGAAGGACGGAACAAGCGAUCACCCUGGAGGGAGGACCCUCAAGGGCCGCUACAUCGUGCGCGUGGGCUGGGACGAUGUGCGGGGCUGGUUUUCGGAAGGUGGAACGCUCAUUGGCACCGCGCGCUCGGCUACGUUCCGGACCCGCGAGGGCCGCCUCACCGCGACGCACAACAUGAUCAAAGAGGGCAUCGACGCGCUCGUCGUCUGUGGUGGAGACGGCUCGCUCACUGGGGCGGACGUCUUUCGCGCCGAGUGGCCUGGGCUCGUGAGCGAACUGCGCCAGACUGGCAAGAUCUCCGAGGAGCAGGCGGCGAGGCACGCGCAUCUCAAGAUCGUUGGGCUCGUUGGCUCGAUUGACAACGACAUGUCCAUGACGGACCUGACGAUCGGGGCGCCGACUGCUCUACAUCGGAUUUGUGAGAGCAUCGACAAUAUCAACUCAACGGCGUACUCGCACUCGCGCGCGUUUGUGUUGGAGGUCAUGGGGAGGCACUGUGGUUGGCUCGCACUCAUGGCUGGCGUCAGCUGUGGCGCCGACUUCAUCUUCAUUCCGGAGAGCCCUCCUGACGCCGACCACUGGGCCGACGAGAUGUGCAAGAUGAUCCAGAGCCACCGAGACGUGGGGAAGCGCAAGACGAUUGUCAUUGUUGCCGAAGGCGCACUUGACUCUAAGCUUCAGCCCAUCCGCUCCGACCACGUCAAGGACAUUCUGUCCGAGCGCCUUGGCCUCGAUACCCGUGUCACGACCCUCGGCCACACACAGCGUGGAGGCAGGCCGUGUGCCAUCGAUCGGAUUUUGCCGACGCUGCAGGGUGUCGAAGCCGUCGAAGCUCUGCUUAAGGCAACUCCAGAAACGCCGUCAUACAUGAUUGGAGUGCGGGAGAACAAGAUCACCCGUGUGCCGCUGAUGGACGCGGUCAAGAUGACCCGGGAAGUUGCAGAUGCUAUCAACGAGAAGGACUUUGAGAGGGCGAUGUCACUACGUGACCCGGAGUUCCGCGAGACUCUGGAUGGGUUCUUCGCUACCUCAGUGCUGGAGAGCGAACCCAGGCUUCCCCACCACCUCCGUAUGCGCAUCGCAAUCAUGCACGUCGGCGCACCCGCCGGAGGCAUGAACGCUGCCACCCGCGCCGCAGUGCGCUACUGCAUCCGCCAGGGCCACAAGCCCUUCGCGAUACACAACGGCUUCGUCGGCCUGCUCGACGACAACAUUCACCAGCUCUCCUGGCUCGGGGUCGACAAUUGGACGACGCGCGGAGGCUCUGAGCUCGGCACGAAUCGCAAGUCUCCUGAUAUCGACCUAGGCGCGAUCGCGGCCAAGUUCCAGCAGCACAACUUCCACGGGUUCAUCAUGAUCGGCGGCUUCGAGGCGUUCAGCUCCUUGCUGAUACUAGAGCAAGGAAGGAAGCACUACCCGGCGUUCAACAUCCCGAUGGUGCACCUGCCUGCGACAAUCUCGAAUAACGUGCCGCUGACGGAGUUCAGCCUGGGAAGCGACACGAGCUUGAACGCGCUUGUGGAUGCAUGCGACGCGAUCAAGCAGAGUGCGUCGGCGAGUCGGAAUCGGGUGUUUGUGGUUGAGACGCAGGGUGGGCAGUGUGGGUAUAUAGCGACGAUGGGCGCGCUUGCGACGGGUGCAUGCAUCGUGUACACGCCGGAACGAGGCAUUGACCUAGAUAUGCUUCGAAAUGACGUGAAGUACUUGAAGAGGAGGUACGCGUUGGACGCGAAGGGCAAGAACGAAGGUCGCCUGGUUAUCAGGAACGAGGUGGCGUCGACCGUAUACACCACGGAGGUGAUCAUGAAAAUGUUCAAGGAAGAGGGCGGGUCGCUCUUCGAUUCACGCUCGGCUUCGCUCGGCCAUACGCUCCAGGGCGGCGUGCCCUCGCCCACGGACCGGGCGCGCGCGGUGCGCCUCUCGCUGAAGUGCAUGAGCUUUAUCGAGCAACAGCAUCAGCUGCUGCUGAAGCAGCAGAGCCGGACGAAGCAGGCGUCCCCGGAGAGCGCGGCAGUCAUUACGAUUCAGGGUACAUCCGUGAAAUGGGUGCCGGUGCAGGAGAUGGUCGAGCACGCGGACAUGAAGAACCGGAGAGGGAAGCACACGUGGUGGGAGCAGCACACUGAGCUCGUCGAGGCUCUCGUCGCGAGGCCGCAGAUAUUGGCGAAGGGCAAGAAGGAGCCGACAGGCUGAAGGCUACAGGCGCGCAGGAUAUCCCGAUAGAAGUUUGCAGAAGACAAGAGUAUAGACUGCAUUGUAUUCGGCAUUGUGGCCACAGGGG